This is a messenger RNA of Schistosoma haematobium, 798 nucleotides long. RefSeq lists its product as uncharacterized. NCBI's taxonomy places the organism in Eukaryota, Metazoa, Platyhelminthes, Trematoda, Strigeidida, Schistosomatidae. Gene Ontology annotation, biological process: transmembrane transport; monoatomic cation transport. Gene Ontology annotation, cellular component: protein phosphatase type 2A complex; membrane. The coding region runs from base 1 to 798 and encodes 265 amino acids. Gene Ontology annotation, molecular function: protein phosphatase regulator activity; monoatomic cation transmembrane transporter activity. The record is from RefSeq and is a predicted model, not a curated record. The transcript is spliced from 6 exons.
AUGCCUUUUUAUUUUAAUGAUGGCGAGGAGUUUUAUCGACGACAAGAUGAACAUAUUCGUGAAUUGGAGAAGAUCGCAUCUACUACGGAGGCAGAAACCUCCGAUGUAGAAGUAACCUCCAAUCAUCAUUCUAUUAGGCGGCAAACGCGAAUUAAUACAAUGAUUAUUGGUGCUGUAUUUUGUGCCAACGUGGUACUUUUAUUGGGUAAAGCUGUAGCAUCUGCAUUAUCAGGGUCAUUAGCAAUCAUAUCAUCUUUGCUAGAUAGUUGUGUCGAUUUGGCUUCCGGUGGAAUCAUGUGGUUUGCUGCUCGUCAAAUGCGUAAAAGGAAGCCAUACAAAUACCCAGAAGGGAGAACACGACUUGAACCAUUAGCAGUGAUUGUACUCUCUGUAUUUAUGGGUAGUAUAUCUAUACAACUUGUAGCUGAAUCUGUACAAGCCAUUGUUCGUAUGUCACAAAAUAAUCAAGAGGCACCAAACGUUAAUGAUUUAGCAUUGGGAAUAAUGGCAUCCGUAAUUGUGACUAAACUAAUCUUAUGGAUCAUUUUUUUUAAAUUUGGUGGUGGAAUGGCUAUCGAUGCGCUUAAAACCGAUCAACGUAACGAUAUACUUACGAAUGCUGCAUCAAUUUUAUUUAGUGGUUUUGCUGGACGUUUACUUUGGGAUAUGAGAAUGGGCGAUCGACCGUGUGAAAUUUAUUCAGUUCAUGAACCAUUUCGAUCACAACUUUGUAUGUUGUAUGAAAAUGAUGCUAUUUUUGAUAAAUUCUUAUGUGGAUGGUCUGAUGAUGAUAGGUAA